CCCAAAUCGGGAAUAACCCAGAUAUGUCCUGUGAAGUCAUCCCGCACUCCUCUUUCGUCCCCCCCCCAAACUCUUUUUUUCCCACUUGAAACUCCGGAUCAUAAAUAUCCACAGACCGUUUUACGAGCAAAAGAUCCAAUCUCUCUUCUCUUUCCAUUUGUUUUCUUCUUCAUCAAUUUGUAGCCUGCGUUUUUCUUUAAUUACAUAGUUUUCUGUUCUUUCUUAUCAACAAGAAAACAAACAUAUGCACUGUUAAUGUCCAAAAUGUCUCGCGAACAUUUGUCCAUAACCUCUUUGACAUGUACGACUGAUUCUCCACUCUAUAAACCUCCACCAAAGCCUUCAUUACAUUCCGCCUCCAAUGACGGUUACGGAGGAUCUCCAUCCAUAAAAUCAUUUGAUUCACCCACCUCGUCAUCUUCCGCCGCGUCCUGCCUAUCACCAACACACUAUGAAGUACAAAUGUCAAGGUACCCCAAUUCAAUGUACACAUUGGACAGCGUCAGGAAAGAUUUGAAUCGCCAAGCGUCACCGGCAGAUCCUAACAGCAGUAGCGGGAGCAGCUAUGGAAAUCAAAGCGGAUACUCGCUCUCGCAUGAACCUAUGUCACUGGAUGAACGAAGGAAACGUAAUAAGGCAGCCAGCGCAAAAUACCGAGCAAAAAAACAAUCUCAAAUAUCACAAAUGUCAAGCGAGAUUUCUCUGUUAACCGAAGUCAAUGUUGAUUUACAAAAGCGCCUUCAACAAGUAUACGAUGAUAAUGAACGGCUUCGAGCCCAGCUAAUGGUUUUGCAAAGUCAAUCGGACCACCCUGCUAAUGACAAGGAAAUGAAGCGAAGCAGGGACAGCGAUCAUAUGCCUAUUUACUGAGCAUGCCCAGAUCGAUAAUAAUACAUCAAGUUGGAUCGAUUCUAGCCAUAAGAAAGGAGUCAUGCUAAGCAAAACAUACACCCGAAGUAUGGAAAAGCUUACGUGUUCGUCAUCUGUCACUUCAUCUUCUGCCAUUCCACCCCGGCGGUGGGGAAGAUGGUGAAAAACGAACGAUUUCAACUGCAAUCAAUCAAAUGUAUAUACUGAAUGUCUAUAUGACCUUUUUAAUUUUCUUUGACCUGAUUCUCCCAGAUUUACAUUUAUUUCUUAAUGCCUCAGCAAUCACACAGUAAAAUUAAAA
Molecule: messenger RNA, 1171 nt
Organism: Umbelopsis ramanniana AG
Lineage: Eukaryota; Fungi; Mucoromycota; Umbelopsidomycetes; Umbelopsidales; Umbelopsidaceae
Exons: 1
Coding region: 256-870 (204 amino acids)
Biological process (GO): regulation of DNA-templated transcription
Molecular function (GO): DNA-binding transcription factor activity
Source: RefSeq, a predicted model, not a curated record